AUGUUCCUGAUCAGCCCGAUACUCUCGUACUUUGCAGUACCUCUCUCAACACUUCUGGCGCUCUCCCUCCUGUAUCGCUGCCGUGAUCAAUGGGGCUCCAAACAAGCCCACGAUCCCGACUUACCUUCUAGCAAUAAUUUCAUCUCAACUCUCCGUUCGCCUACCACGGCAUUUCAAGACGACGAUGUCUGUCCGCUCUGUCAUGAAGAGCUCAAGGAGAUCACUGCCCCGAUACUCCAGCUACCGCGUUGUCGUCACAUCUACUGCCGAACCUGCCUGGAAGCUCUCCUCGACCGCGGAAUGAACACAUGCGUCAUCUGCAGAGACAUUUUCUGCUGCCCUCGCGCACCCCCCGAGUUCCACCACUCCGUUCUCCGAUGGAACUUUGUCCUCUUCAACGCGGGCGUCUGUAUCCUGUACGAACCCGUCUUCAUGCUGCGCGUGGCGUUCGCGGGCGAUGAAGGCCAGGACCAGCCCCCAAUCUGGAAGUUUUCCCUGGGCAUUGGAUACUUUGUGGCGUAUGCUAUGAUCCACGUUGUCAAUUUGCUGAUCAUCUCGGAAGAGAGGUCGAACGAUCCGGAUGACUGGUGGUUGCGUUUGUAUGCGCGAUGGGAGGAGGUCAAGACCAGAGAGAGCAUUUGGGCUGCGGUCUCUCUUUUUACUUCGAUAUGGAUGUUGGUGGACGCGCAGGCGAUGCUUUGGAGGUUCAUGAAUGAAGAAUCGAUCGUCUAG
Messenger RNA from Lecanosticta acicola, 732 nucleotides. Lineage: Eukaryota; Fungi; Ascomycota; Dothideomycetes; Mycosphaerellales; Mycosphaerellaceae. The record is from the annotation of a GenBank genome assembly.